Messenger RNA from Spirometra erinaceieuropaei, 11558 nucleotides. NCBI's taxonomy places the organism in Eukaryota, Metazoa, Platyhelminthes, Cestoda, Diphyllobothriidea, Diphyllobothriidae. The record is from the annotation of a GenBank genome assembly.
AUGGGGAAGACCCUCAUGGACGGCAAAUCUAAGGCCCAACGCCCGUCCAAGUCGGAGAGUUUUGAAAGUUUUAGAGGUCCCCUCAUUACCACUAAAAUGCACCAACAACAGCUUCCCCAUCGUCGCCAUCCCCAGCAGCAGCAACCAAGGCCGCAGCAACAGCAGCAUCAACGCCCUCGGCCGUCCGACCGCACCGUUUUUCCCCAAAAGACAGCAGCAACCGCAGCGACAGUGGUGCGCAGAGACUACCCGUCUCCUGAGCCAGAAAGCAUUAAAGAAGAGGAGCUGGACGGUAGUCAUCACAGUGACAUCAGAAUCGAGCAGACCAACUACGCCAUUAUCCCCUCCGCUCCACCCCGUGUAAACACCCCCGAUGAGGCGGAACAGCUAGAACUGACUCCCUACAGUAGGCCACCCUCGAACACACAGCCUCCGAUAGACCUGCUUCACAGCGCGUCAGCAGUGCCGCCUGGCAAGUCUGACGAAAAUAACUGUUCGACAGAGAAGGAGGGACUACUCAAGCACUCGCCAGACUCCCCCGAUGGUUCUCACUCCUCAAGACGCGGCAGAAUGAACAGUUUUCAGAAUGAUUCAGAGGGCUUUAUGGAGGAACUGGAGAUCUCUCAGUCGACUGACUGGAUGACCUCAAUACUCACUGUCCUGAGCUACGUCAUCGUAGUCCUCACCUUUCCCUUCUCCAUGUUCUUCUGCCUCAAAACUGUGGCGGAAUAUGAGAGGGCAGUGGUACUGCGGAUGGGUCGUUUGCUUCCUGAUGGCCACGGCACUAAGGGUCCCGGUCUCUUCUUUAUCCUGCCCUGUAUUGAUAGCUUUCGCAAGGUGGAGCUACGUACAGUGACCUUUAGCAUCCCUCCGCAGGAGGUCUUGACAAGAGACUCUGUCACCGUGGCGGUGGACGCAGUGGUCUACUAUCGCAUAUGCAAUCCCGCGGUCUCCUUCCUCAAUGUAGAGGAUGCCGCCAGGUCGACACGGCUGCUGGCCCAAACGACGCUAAGGAAUGUACUGGGCACAAAGGACUUAGCCCAGAUUCUGAUGGAUAGGGAGGAGAUGUCUGCGACCAUGCAGUCAACACUUGAUGCUGCCACGGAGGCCUGGGGCGUCAAGGUAUGAUCUCACAGCCCCCCACCCCAUUCGACUCCCACUAAUGUAUUUACACUCACUCGCGUGGAAAAGAUGUGUGUGAAUUUCUUCAUUUUUAAUGCUAUAGUUAUUUGUUGGCUUAUAAGCAGGAAGCAAACACACAAAAGGUAAAUUAUCAAAAUGUUUUCAGUGAUAACAGGUGCUUUAGGCCAGUACCCUUGUUCUUUAACGCGAAAAUGACAGCACCGAAUACGGUACUACCCAAGAUACGGCCUGAUUUCCCUUUUGUCGAGUUACACUUACUGUUACAGCGCCCAUCUGUUAGGCCACACAGAGAAUUGAACCUUUGUUUUCAUUAGCUGUCAAGGUUAGUGUAAAGGACGCCGCUUAACUCUCAGUAGACUGUGGAUCCUGCCAUAUGGAGCUUUAUCUUGACAUCAUUUUUCGGGCCAUUGCAGACAUUAAAUUGCAUAAAAAUAAUUACUUCUCAUAACCCCGGAGAAUUAUUCAAACUGAUUCACUAGUUUAAAAAUUGCAUUUUGAUUAUUUUGUUAAUUAACGCACUCAUUUCCGUUGCCAUGGGGAAGCGCGCCAUAAAGCUUUCGGUAGUAGCCCAAGCAAUUUUUGGUUUUUUUACAUUUCGUCAGUUUACUGCAUGAAGUGUUGCCACAACAUGAAAACCGCUGUCUAUUUUUGACACCGCCCACAGUCUACGGACAUUUAGGUGAGGUACUUCCCCCACCGUUGCACAGUAGCUAUAACUUGAGGUGCAGGAACCACGUAUUUAAUCCAGGGUUUACCAGACAUUACUAGUUUUUUAACCGUAAACUGAAAGGUAAAAUGCUCGCGACUUAAAUAUUUAAAUGCACCAUACGGUCUACCAGUUUGCAUAGAUUUUUCAUUACGCAUGAACUAUCAAUCCAUUUCGCUCAAACAAAUAUUGCCCUUUAAAGAGCGUGUCUGUCGGUAGUCUGGUAAAAAUUUUGCAUUUGUUUUUUUAUUCUAUUAAACAGUGGAGCCCACCAACCGACUCGUUAGCACAAGCAAGGGAAGAAAUAUAAUUUUUCUGAUUUCAUCAUCCCAUGUGAUAUCAUUUGUUUAUCACCUUAGCAAAUCAAACAUGUUAAAAAUUCCAUAGUAUACCAUGAGGAUGACACGACGUACAUACGAUAAUGGAUCAGAAAACAGGUAAAGGGACAAAUAGGGAUGAACUGUCAAUGAACCGAUGUCAAGUCAUACGUCUUAAACAGAGUACUUGUUUUGUCAUUUGCUAGGGCCCAAAGUAGGAAAAAAGUACGGCAGAUAUUUACGGCCGUCAAAAUUUCCUUUUUUUUACUGCAGACACCUUCCCCACGUUGAUAGACUAAUGGUUGACACAGAGAAAGUACGCAAGAAACGAUUUUGAUCAUUCAUGUCGCUUUUACGGCUGGGAUAGUGAGAUGCAUUUGCAACAUCUCAAAAUCUAAAGAAGAUUAACAGCGAGCGGAGGGAAACAAGGACUUCUCAGCGUUUGGACGUAAUUGUCCACUUAAAUAAACCACAGUGAGCUAUUUACGAUAUAGAAGCAUGAUAUUUAUGGAAGGCUGAUAUUUUGAUAUUACUCAUAAGAAAUGUACGGCCUAGGAUAAUUGCCCAUCCUAGCUACAGUUUCAUUUUGAUUACUCCUAUGGCCAGAGGGUGCAAUUUCCCUUAACGUACAGAACCCAGCCGACCAUUGGGUACAACUCGAAAACAGGAUAAUAAGCAAUUUCACAUUUCAAGCCCAGACUUUAUAGCCUACCCUAUUGUAACUGCGACGAGAUUUUAUGACUUUGCUAUGCACAGAACAUACACGCCUCCUUUUUUAUUUGGACUUGUUGAGACUAUCUUUCCAUAGUGUCUUGUUAUUCCGAGAGCUAAUGUUUUAGGGCGACUGUUGCGGUCUUAUCUUUCCUCUUGUUAAAAGCAAGUGUCAAGAGGAUAAAACAAUUGGCCAAAAUAUCCGAAAUGAAUCUGGCUUCAAAUGCCAAUGAACACUUAUUUUUUAACUUUAUAUUUUUGAUGGAAUUCUUCUAAACAGAUACACUUGAGCGCACAUUUCCCUUUUUAACCACAUAAGGUUCGAUGACUGCUUUUAUCUCCCUACACUUAUGGGAUUUGAAACAAAUAUUAAAAUGCAUGUACUGGCGUUCAGAUAACGCAAAUGUAAUCAUUAUUCAGCAGCUUGUAUCGAAAGCGAUUCUAGGCAUUUAGCUAAAUUUUAUUCUUAUGAAAAAGGUGAUUUUACCUAUUGACUAUCGUAAUUGUCACUAGACAUCUUGCGUCUAAUUCUUGAGCGAAAAAUCGCAAUUCUAAGGAAAAGCAGGCAUUGGAGCUCUGUUUUAGAAGAAAUACAGUUCGCCCUUUAUUUAUAAACUAUGCUGUUUAAUUUUAUUUUGAUGAAAUCCUUAUCAUAGCAAUCUUUCCAGUGUUACAUGAAGUUAUUUCCGAAUCCUUUUUUUAGCAAGGCCUGAUUACUUCGAUAAGACUGCCGAAAACAAACCGAUGUUAGUCUCCGGUAACCAUAUUGAGAACUUAGAAACAGAUAACCACGCUUAAAUGCAAGCACUAAAGCGUAUUUUCUAAAUGAUGAAAUUGCUUAAAUAUACUGUUUCUGCAAUCAGAAAUAAAACCCAUCUAACGACACUAGUUUUUUUAUUACUUCUGACGUCCACAAUGUAUGCAUAGUAUGUCUGGCAUUCAGGCCCCAUGGAAAAUUUUAGGUUACGUCAGUACACUAACCCUUGUUUUACUAAUAAUAUGUUCUUUGAAAUGCUGGAUGUUUAAUGACGAUAUAGCCCUCUCAGUAGACACAUGACGAUACCCUGCAGGUACAAUUGCAUAAAAUGAUUGAAUGUAAAGACGGAGGAUCAAAUUAAAUCAAAUCACCAGCGGAUAAAGAAGAAAUCACUGGUUUCCACGCGGAAACUUACAUGAUAAUGCUUACUUACAUCUAACUCCAUUUCCCAGAAAACACUAGCUGACUUUUUGGAUAGUAUUUCUGGAGAAUAUUUCGAUAACAGCCUUUUGCUCUUGUGUUUUUUUUACUAUAAGGACGCAACAUUUUUCGAAAGGAUUAAAUAGUUAGGUCAGUAUUGGGAACUUGAAUUAGUACUCCUAUUGGAAAAUUAUGUUCCAGACGACUAAUUCUUUUGAAUAAAAACCCCAAAGACAUCGGUGCAAAUUUUGAUAUUUGACAAGACGGCGUUGUUUGAAACGCAUGCUAAGCCAGCGAUUUAGAAGAAUGGCAUGUGUGGCGUUCAAUAUUUUUCGAAUAAACUUAUAGUUUUUUAAUCUCAAGAUGACAUUGGCGAGUAUCUACAAAGGCUUUGGUUUAAUAAAUUAGUAAAGCUUUCUUAUUUGGGUUCUGAUCACUGAAUUGCAUAUACGCGUAUUCUACUCAAAGCUGAUUCUAAGUACCCACUAAUCUUUUUAUGAAUAUAUUGCUUUUAAUCCUCCAGAAUUUACCCGUGUUCACAUUUCGGACCCAGUUUAUUGCGAAAAAGCGUCUCCCGGUUUAUAUUUAAAUGCUGUUUUUAUUAUGAAGCAUUUUCCUGCAACAAAAUGCUUAGUUUGAAAUUUAACACACCUACUCCACAAAAUUUAAUCAAACAAGUCAUCAUUUCACAAGUCCAUUCUGAAUUCCUUGUCGCAUCAAACUCCAACGCCGUUUUACCACGGAAACAUGAAUUCAGAUUUUUAAGCCUAGAAAGCAUUCACUAAAUAAGGGAAUAUAAUCAAGACAGACCAUCGUGAUGUCUAAUACAUUUGUUUCUCACUUACCAACGCCUACUUAAGAGGGCGGAAUAAAAAUUGUGAUGUGCGCGACCUCUCGUACAUAUUUUGACGAUACUAUUAGUAUGCAGGUGUUUUCCGCUUGUUUGGACUAUCUGUACGCUCAAUGCUGCGAAUGCAUCGAAUACUUCCAUUGCACGCAAAUUAUUGCACAUUGCUUGAGGACUAUCUGCAUAAAAUGCCAAAGUCAAGUCGUUUGCCUGCAUUUGUUGGGUACUUCAACUUUUAUUAAACAAACUUUUACAUUUCAACAACCUGCGAUUCAUAACUGAUACUUAAAUUUGACACUGUGGCGUGAUCUGUUGCUGAAGUAAAUUACCCUGUCAGCUAAACUGUUUAUGACAUGUGUAUUAUGCAUUUUGUUAGGUUGAGCGUGUCGAAAUUAAGGAUGUACGACUGCCAGUGGCCCUUCAACGCGCAAUGGCGGCGGAAGCCGAGGCAACUCGGGAGGCCAGAGCAAGGGUGCGUCUAAACAGCAUUAAAGUGUAUCUAAUUUACAAUUGCUUUCUGUUCUUGUCCGCUCCUCCCCCCUCUAAAAUCUUGUAUUUUAUAUAUCUCAAGAAGUAGUUUCGAGAGCAUAAAACCACUUUACCACUCUACACGAAUGACAAUAAAGUGAACAGCUAACGGACACUUACUUAGUGACAGAAACAUCUUUUCUGUUGGGCUGAAAGGGACGUUCCCAGUUUAUGCCCAGUGGUUCCGAGGAAAACUAUUUUGAAAUGUGCACCCGUAGGCUAUUUGCCAACUGCACCAUCCAGGCCAAUGUACAGGAUAGAUAUCGAGGCGUGUCUUUUAUUCUCCUAGUGUUUUCUAAAGAUGGUGCGUUGAAUACGGCAGUCAAAUAAACAGUAGGGCAUCUCAUGUACAGAGGGCAUCCAACGGGGUUCCAGCGGACUAUUCUUGCUUAUGUCGUGAAUAAACGGCCUGGUCCCAUAGACAUAUGCCAGGUUUGUGGCAAAAUCGAUGGAGUUCUCUCGAAUUCAACCUGAUCGGCGGAUGCCAUGAUGACCACAUAUUAAUGAAGCAUUUACUCAGCUUGUCAGCCGUCAGGGUAAAAGGGAUACCAUACUAACAGCACAGGCACUAGUCAAAAACCCAUGCAUGCGUGUUUCGCCGCUAUUCUGCGACCGCAUGACACAGCUGCGAGGGGCUCGGCCUAUCAGUGGGUUGCUCAACAUGCCCCGUCUGCUUUCUGGUAGACACUCAAAUUUAGAAAUUGUCGCUUUUUAAUUUCCCUAAAAGUUGACGGCGAACUUGGUCAAGAUCAGUAUAUUCUAGGUCCACGGGCUGGGGCCUCAUUAAAGAGGCAAACCUUACGCAUUACGCGUAAUGCUAGUCGGCUAGGUUUGAGCGACAGUUAAAUUUGUUUUAAAGUACGCCUUGAAAGUAGGAAUGGGGCCGCCUCUGUCCCUGCAAGAAACACCAUCCGGAUUCAUUGGUCCAUCCUUACAUUCGGUUCGACUGUGAGUGCCCUUAGUUUACCAAGGAAUUGUUCUUCCGAGUGCACUGCUGCUUGUGAAUCCGCGAUUAAGGACUGUAGCUUCUGAAGUAGCCAGUUCGCAACCCAUAUAUGGAUGAGCCCAUAGACCUGGAAUAUGCUGAUCUACUAGAAGUUCGCAGUUAAUUUCUAAGGAAAUUGAAAAACGACAUUUUUAAAAAUUGGAUUAUCAACAAAAAAGCAGAGCUGAUGCUGGGGGACUCACUGAUAAGCCGAACCACUCGUAGCUGCUUCAUGCAGUGACAAAAUAGCGUCACCCCACGCGUGUACUAGCUAUUUACUAGCACUUAUGCUGCAAUCCUGGUAUAACCUUGUUCUAAAGUAUCCUACAAGCCGCUCGUCGGAAAUUUAUGAAUAGUACGCGGUUACCCACUGAGGCCGAUUAAAUUUGGCCCAAAUAUUCUACUAUGAAAAUUAGUGUCUGAGCCAGUAGACCUUGAAUAUACUGGUUUGCUCUAAUUGCGCAGUUAAAAAGCAACAAUGUCGGCCUUCAGUUCAAUCACCCCUUGGAUACGCAGUAUUGAUUAUUAGAACCGAGUUGUCGCAUUAUCUGGUAGCCGCCCAGGUCAGGAAGUUAAUCGCACUUUGGUACUUUCAAAGCGCAUCAGAUUUAUCCUUCCUUUCCGCACGCACCGUGCUGUGUGAAGACGUGGUGGACAUCAACGCAUGCACCGGUUAAAUUUUUAUCAGGACAAACAGUUGAUGCACCAGCUCAUGUAAUUUUGACCGAAAUUCUGAAGUGCGUUUUCCACUCGAAAAGACUAAUUAAAAAAGGUUGUAAUAGUAAUAACCGUGCAGCAUAAUCGAAAGAUAUUGCAUUUUCUUCGGGAUGCUAACUUUUGAACAAAUUUCUUUUCGGCCGCCUGAAAAACUAUACUCUGUAAAAUUUGAAUACUUAAUACAGUGAGUUUUACCCACUUUUUAAAUGUAUUUCUACAUCUGAGUAUAUCCCAUAGAAACCUGCAUAAAAAUAUUAACUCAAGUGUAUUCUUGUACAAAAGCUUGCUUUUUUGAAAAUUCUUUUCUUAAAAAAAGGGCUAUAAAUUCUUUCCAGUUCUCGAAUGCUCUUGGAUCCGACCUGCCGUAACACAUGCAUUCAGAGUUUGCAAACUGCAAGUUGCGUAUUUGUCGUGUACAAAAUUCAUAUAUGUUUGCUGGUUAUUAUGAGGAGGCUAUAUAGGCUUCGUGAUAUGUGGCAGUUCAUUCGAUUCAUAUAGUAAAUGCAACAAACUAAGACUGAAAGUGCUGAGACACAAUUUUCACUGAGCAAGAAUUUCAAGGCCCCGAAAAACUCCAUAAUAAGAAGAUUUUAUAAAUGAAUCAUACCCUUCAUUUAAGUAUACAUGUUGAAGAAGACGCGAUGUUCUACCAAAUAAGUAAACAAAUAAAAAUGUGUACGUAUGUUUUCUGCAAAAUGUAUUCGAACGUAUAAGGUAGUCGAAAAUCACAUUUUGCAUAGCGUACUUUUGCGGGCGGUUAAAAAAGUAUUACCUUUAAAGCCGGCAUCCCGAAAUAACCAAAUUCUUGCGGAAUUAUGCUGCAAGGUGAUAAGUAUCACGACUCUACUUAGUAAUAUUUUCAACUUAGAAAACGCAUUUACUAAUUUCGGUUGACAUUCCAUGAAAAGGUACAUCUUCAGUAUCUUAAGAACAGUUUUUCUAACCCAACUUAAUUUGCAGCAAACAAUAUCGUCAAAUAAAGGCCAUGGUAGAAUUUUUAUCGAGUUUGAGUACUGUGCUCUGCUUAAGCGCAACCUCAUAAGGGCAUACGGGCUUUUAACUGCGUUUUAAAGAAAUGUAUCCGUAAUAGCAUUUUUAUGUUAAUCCUCGAUAUGUGUCAAAUAGAUGGCAUUUAAUUAAUUAAUGUGCAGCCAGUGGUUCAGAAAUGUAGCAGACGGAGAUAAAAUACGUUUGCGCCGUCAAACAGGUCGAAAUGGUAGGGGAAUACUAGGCAGCAAAACACAACUCACGGUGGUGAAGGUUUUUUAAGAAUGGGCGUAAUCGAUAUAAUUAUUUCGAUUAGCCGCAAUGCCUUUCAGAAUUUGUGUCGUUGAAAAUCAUCCUUGACCGGGUGAUUUCUGAUAUAUAAACAAGGACAAACAACUACAUCUCUUCAAAAUACAGAUUAUUCGUCACGGUAUUGUGAUGUUACUAUGAAGGUUAGGGUGAAGAAGGAUGAGGAGGAGAUACGUUUAAGAAAAUAAAUCGCUAAAUGUGCCAUCGUCCAAAUAAUGCUAUUGACUUAUCAUCAGCACCAUCUGGUGAGCCAAGCACAGCACAGACGUUCUGAGGCUCCCAGCACUUACAAAUCACCACGCCUACCAGUGCCAACUGGCGCCCGGGGCUACACUGACUAAUUCGUUCUUUGGCAAUGUGCUCUAUGGGGACUAGGUAUGCGGAUGAACAGAAAUUUUACAGUCAGCUAAAGGGAUAAGUAAUUGUUUUCAUCUAGGUGGAUGUCAUGCCUCAUUUCGAAUUCUAAACUGACUGAGGGUAAACUGCAGAGCAUCCGAAUGUGUCAUCAAUGACUUCAACUACAGUAUGAUCACCACCAGUUGGCGCGUUGAUUGUCACCCAAAAAUGCACUACAGCAAACAUGUCACAGAUAUGGGGAAUUUCGUAAAACAAGAUGAUUAAGAAUUACUUUUAGUCGAGUCUAAUACUACUCAAAUUUCAAUGCAGCAACGCCCAAACUAGCUGCAAAUCAACUAGUUCGUGCAAGAUGCCUGUUUGUUACACGUUUUGUUCCGUCCUGCAGUCUCUUAAGAACAAUUUUGUAAGAUAAUGUGUUCCCUAGACCAUGCGUUAUCGCAGAAUUUACUUUCAGAAUCAAUCCGCGAACAUUCUCAGAGGAAAAUGAGCCUCUUGGAAAACUAGUGAAUAAACAACAGCACUUAAUGAAGGUAACUGCAUCGAAACAGUUAUUCUGUCUAAGGUCUCAUGGCCCAUUACAAACGUGCCUAUUUUGCGCAGAGUAUUCUAUUCGAAACAAUUUAACACCUGAUUUAUAGCUCGUACAACAGAAUAAUACGUUUUACAUCAUCGAACAUCAACCAACAUCCAACGCACGUGAUGAAAUUGCAGCAAUUAACUACGCAAAUAUCGGCCAUCACGCCACGGGCAACGAACCCUGGUGAAGGGGAGGGAGCCGGGAAUAUUCAUAGGUAUGCGGUAGCAUGGCUACUGCAUCCUAUAAAUACUGCAGCCGCAUGUGCAUGAGCCACCCUUAUCUGCUUAUGUUUCUGAUGGUGGAUUCGAGCAGGAAUCCGAAACGUCAGGCUAUUAAAGCUCUUGUCCCGGCGAUCGUGUCUUCUUCUUCAAGACUGCUUCCUGGGACUCAUCUCUUCGCUUCUAUUGGCAACAUUUUACAGAUACCUGUUUGCGUGCGCCUCCGUGAACACAUAUACACAUAUAUAGUGCGAAUAACAUUUUUGGAACAAAUGGCUAAUUUAAAUGCAAAAUAUGAUUGAAAAACCGACAAAAAGCGUGUAAACCUGUCUAAAAUACCCAUCGCUCAUUGUUUUGAUUCAAAUUGCCGACGUUAUUCGGAUUUCCAUAGCGUGCUGGCUCGUCCACAAUGCGAGGCAAAUUAUUUUUUAUAAUGUUGGCUUGCUAUUAACGACGCAUAUUGUCAGCGCCCAAACCAUAUUUCAGGAGAAAGGCCUUGCGUUAGUGUCGAAGUCUAACAUUCCAGAAUCCUGUAAAAUUAAUUAUAUUAGGUUGCUCCAUUUUAACAUUACAUGAAUGAGGCUUUACUGUUCGGAAACAGGAAAAAGUACUCGCCCUACCUCAGUACAUCGCCUGCAUUCAAAAUACGUACAUAGUCCACUGUUGUGAAAACAUCUUGAUUGCGUAAAUAGGUGUUUUCCCUACACAUAAAAUGCACUGAGACAUGACCAUCCCGUCAAGGGUAUCACAAAGCACGGCGUUCUGACAGGCACUUUUGAAUCAGACUCAGUGUUAGACAGCGAUGAUUUGCUUUAAUGUCGAAGCUUUCCACCAACUGUAUGCUCGCAUGUCAUCAAAGACCGAUCUCUCUAUGCCAAGCAAGACAGUGUAGGUAAUACCGCUAGCUCAUAACUUGUGUGUGGAAGAAGGACGACAGAUUAAAUUUGAUAGCCUCGUGAAUUUUAGGAGACCAGAAAGAGGCAAAGCAAAGAAGCCAUGAAUCAAAAAACUGUCCAGUCAUAAAAAAAAGUCAGACGUUUGAUCUCUUGUCGUAUUCGUACUUGAUGUGGAUUUAUUGUAAGGAUUCCAGUUAAGAGUAAACGACAGCGACAUCAAACGCACAACAAUGCGAUACGGAUCUUGCGGGAAUUUCAAAUUGUGAAACGAUAGGAAAGUAGAUCACCUAAAAUUGCAGGCACCGUAAGUAGUCUAGAGGAGUAGUGUUGGGUGUAGCGGCUGUGAGCCAGUCCAACCAAACAUGGUUAGUCGCCUUCGAACCGCAUUACACUUCAUAAAAAUUAACGGUCAUAUUUUUUUAAAAACAACGCCAAAAUAUCCUGCACCUGAAGUAAAUUCCCCAAAGCAACUUUAAGGUCUAUUAACAUUGUACUACCACCACACAUUAUGCUGUAAACAUUUAUUAUUCCUGGUGAAGUACUCGUUCGGCUAACUGUUGUUAACUCUGAACAUGAAUCAAGGUGAUCGCUGCCACCGGCGAGCAUCGUGCUUCCAGCGCCCUGAAGGAGGCCGCCAAGGUGAUUGCCUCCUCCCCACUGGCGCUUCAGCUCCGCUACCUGCAGACAAUGUGCGCCAUCUCUGCCGAGAAGAACUCCACCAUCAUCUUUCCCCUCCCCAUUGAUAUCCUCCAGACUGGGGUUUCAAGCGGCGCUCUGCUGGGGAACGCUCAACCCCCUCCGAAUGGUAUGAAACAUGCUCUGGUAAAGGGCUGGCUGCCCAGUAUACCGGACUAUCCCCCGAGGGAGAAGAGCUCCUCUCCGUCCCCUGAACCAAGGCCACAGAGACUUCCAUCGGAGUCAGCAGGAAGAUACGGCCGGUCGGAAAAAGAAGUAGGCACAGCAAUGGAGGAAAAAGGUGGCGGAGGAGGAGCAGGUGGAGACCGUGGAAUGCCGACACCGGCACUAGAAGUUCACUCGCCUGUGCACGACGGUGAUUAUGACACCUACAGCGACUCCGUUUGA